AUGAAAGGUUCACGCUCAAGAGUACCGUCGCCCACACCGACAGCGUUCUCAGGCAUCUCAAACUAUCGCACAGACUCAUACCGCCCCGUUAAGGACAAGAACGCUCCUCCAGUUCCCCAAAUCGAUUAUCGCAGCGUAUCCAGAACACAUUUCGAGGAGCUCAGCAAGUAUCUAGCAGCUUAUCUUGCCAGAGCUACCCCCAACUCAAGGUCGAGUGCCCGACAAAAGCUCACCCGCCUCACCAUCCAACAGUUUCAUGAACUUUCGACCGACGUAUAUGAUGAACUGAUCCGUAGAAAGAACGAAAAAGAAGUAAUACCGUUCCUUCCCGUGCGAGAGGAGUUUCAUCCAAAACGAAAUCAAGCUCGACAGAAGCUCGCCACGCUUCCCACGUCCCGGUUCGAAGAUUUGUCGAGUGACGUUUACUUCGAGCUGGCAAGACGUUAUCCUGAGUUUAAGGAAGAUCCUCUACCGUCGGGAAAUAUCUCACCAGGCUCAGCGUACGAUGAUUAUCCGUCCCCCGACUUUUCACCUGCCCCAGCUCGCAUGACGAAUUCCAGAACUUCAGGGCGAGCAUCUGUAGACAGAGGAAUGGAUAGCGGUUAUGGAGAUAGCGUGUCUAGUCGACGGCCCUCGCAAGAUCGACGUCGACCUAGUGAAGUUGAUUAUUCUGGACGACGGAGUGAGGACAACUAUUCUGGUCGGCGGAGCGAGGAUAGCUACUCAGGCCGCCCAAGUGCGGACAACUAUCGAGGUCGUGUUAGCGAGGAUAACUACCGUGGAAGAGCUAGCGAGGACGGUUAUUCGCCGAACGUAUCUUCACGACGAAAACCAUCACAAGACACCACGCGAAGAUCCGAAGAUCGAGAACGACCACUGCGUGAAGAUCAUGGCAGAGGGAGGAAACCGAGUGUCUCGGCAAGUGAAUCAACUGUGAACACUCCAAGCACUAUGGCGACAAGUGGCAUGAUUAUCCCAAACAAAAGUACUAUGGAGGAAGAGUAUAUUGAAGUCCCUUACGGGAGAGACAGAGAUAUAAGGGAGAGCGGCAGCACAGCUACGACUACCGAGGACAGGGAUCGAAGAGAGACCAGUCAAGAGCGUGGUUACGACAACGAACCAGAUAGUGCAAGUGACUAUCCGAGUCCGAGUCCCAGGAGCCCUUCUGGCGGUCUCAGUGGUCUCAGUGCUAGACUUCGGGGCGUUGAGGAUGACGAUGAUAUCGACGGUAAGAGUGGAGACGAUUUCUUUGAGAGAGACAGAGCAUCUGUGUCAAGAGCGUCGGAUCGUUCGGUUACAGGCAUCUCUAGUCGUCUAGCUUCGACUGGGCGUUCAGCCCCGAUAGCUGAUCAUGAGAAGAUUCGAAAGGAUUACGAGCUCAAGAUCGCAACAAUGCAGACCCAGAUCACAAAUCUUCAACGAGACCUUAGUGAAUCACAAGAAGGAGAAAAGACAGUGAAAGACAGUGAAACUCGAGUCAAGCAGAUGGAGGAGGAACUUGACAACUUCCGCAAGCGAGCCGAGGAACAGACGUCUGCGAUGCGCAACCUUCAGAAGGAGCUCGAUGACCUCAGGGAGAUCAGACAGCUUGAGAAGGAGCGCGAAGCUCGACGGGCGCGGGAGGACGAAGAGGAGCUCCAAAUUUUGCGCGAUCGCAUCGAGAAGCUUGAGGAAGAACGGUCGAGCCGCCCAGUAGAAUCGGAUGCGGAACUCAUGGAAAAACUUCGCUCUGAUAUGCAGAACCUCAUCACUGAACUUGGAGAUUUAUCACGUCGCAACGACGAGCUAACAACUGCCAAUCACACGCAGCUCAUUUCAAUGCGCGAUCUAGAACACCAAGUCAAGGAAUAUAAGCGGAAAUAUGAGCAAGCCAAAACGGAGCUACGCAGCGUCAAAGCCACUUCGCAACUCUUCACACAAGCACCGAAGAUGGACAAGCUCGAGGAUCAACUACCAGUUUCACCCGAAGGUGGCGUGCUAGAUAUUCACGUUACUGCCUUCGUCACUGCAGUCGAUGCCCUACUGCUUGCGGGACGUUCAAAUGCCCCGACUCGAGUUCUCACACCCAUGAAAUCCAUCGUCAAUGCCGUGACUUCCAUCAUCGAUGAUAUUCGCACAUUUGAACGGAGGCCUCAAAAAUCAGAACUUGAUUAUAAUGGCCUCCGAUUCCUUCGUGAAAGAGCUGAAGCUACUCUUAGCAAUCUCGUUGCGGCUGCCAAAACUCACGCCACCAGUGCGGGGAUGUCUCCAGUGAGCUUAUUGGAUGCAGCCGCAAGUCAUGUUGCCGCCACUAUCACUGACAUUGGCAAGACCAUAUUCAUACGAAAGGCCACUAAGUCAGAGCAAGAGCAUUUUACUCCCCACAGCCCGUCGCCUUCAGUUACGAAUAUAUUUUCGCCUACCCUACGCUCUGUGGACGAUAUCUACUCAGCAAAGAGUGCUUCUGGUCGGUUUGUGGAUGACUAUACUCGACGUCCUCCGUCGGAAAAUUCGAGCUCAGAACAAACGAACUCACCACCACCUAUAUUCGACCAGCCAACAACAGGAAUGACGAGUGAUGGUGAUGCAGCUGAAGAUAAUUGGGCCGAGCUCAAGCCAUAUCUCGAGGCACAGACCGAAAGUAUCGUUUAUGCUAUCCAGAGCGUCCUUUCUGGUGUCCGCAGUCCCACCCCUUCUCCAACCUUGAACGAAAACGUAACGCAGAUCAUUACGAUAGUCUCCAGCAUAGUGGCUGUAUGCAAGGACAACUUCCCCACCGCCACCAUCCAACAAGGAAACGAAAUUCUACGAGAGCUCAGUGAGCAUGCCAACAAGCUGAGCGAGGUGCAGGCACUUCCGGAAGUGACGAAAGAGUCGCGACAGAUUAUGGCGAAGUCGAGCUUCGCGAUUGCAAACGCAAUGAAAGGCUUGAUGAAGUUAUGA
Molecule: messenger RNA, 2922 nt
Organism: Marasmius oreades (fairy-ring Marasmius)
Lineage: Eukaryota; Fungi; Basidiomycota; Agaricomycetes; Agaricales; Marasmiaceae
Exons: 8
Coding region: 1-2922 (973 amino acids)
Cellular component (GO): cell cortex of growing cell tip; actomyosin contractile ring
Molecular function (GO): MAP kinase scaffold activity
Source: RefSeq, a predicted model, not a curated record